Penicillium waksmanii is the source of this 2904-nucleotide messenger RNA. RefSeq names its product leucine--tRNA ligase NAM2. The transcript has 4 exons. The record is from RefSeq and is a predicted model, not a curated record. The coding region runs from base 1 to 2904 and encodes 967 amino acids. Gene Ontology annotation, biological process: mitochondrial translation; leucyl-tRNA aminoacylation. Gene Ontology annotation, molecular function: leucine-tRNA ligase activity; ATP binding; aminoacyl-tRNA deacylase activity. NCBI's taxonomy places the organism in Eukaryota, Fungi, Ascomycota, Eurotiomycetes, Eurotiales, Aspergillaceae. Gene Ontology annotation, cellular component: mitochondrion.
AUGCAGACACUCUCACGUAUCCGAUUGACACCCCUGGCAGCGCACGCCCGGAGCUGCGCGCGCCUCCACCUACUCCGAUUCCCUCUCGCGUCCAAUACCUUCACUCGUCUUGCGACGACAACCUCCUCUACCCCUCGAAGACUAGACCUCCCGGCCCUCGACAAAAAAUGGCAGGCAAAAUGGCAAUCCGACGCGACUUUAGCCCAGCUCGCGACAGAGAAAAGUACCGAGCCGAAGCCGCAGACCUAUGUCCUUUCGAUGUUCCCCUACCCCUCCGGCACUCUGCACAUGGGCCAUGUUCGAGUAUAUACGAUUUCAGAUGUGUUGUCGCGAUUCUACAAAAUGCGUGGACAUGACGUGUUGCAUCCAAUGGGGUGGGAUGCAUUUGGGCUUCCGGCGGAAAAUGCGGCGAUUGAGCGAGGCAUUGAUCCGGCGGAAUGGACGGAGCAAAAUAUGGCCAAGAUGAAGGAGCAGUUGCGGGGGAUCUCGACUUCUUUUAAUUGGGACAGGGAGCUGGCAACUUGUUCCCCCGAAUUCUACGCGCAAACGCAACGGAUAUUCUUGAUGCUAUAUGAGAAGGGCCUUGCAUAUCAGUCUGAGGCUCUUGUCAACUAUGACCCGGUUGACAAAACAGUGUUGGCCAAUGAACAGGUGGAUGCCAAUGGAUUUUCGUGGCGCUCUGGAGCUAAGGUCGAAAAGUUGAACCUUAAGCAGUGGUUCUUCCGGAUCACUCAAUUUAAGGAAGAGCUCUUGAAGGACCUAGACUCGCUUUCUGGGGGCUGGCCCGAGAGAGUGCUAUCUAUGCAGCGAAACUGGCUAGGGAAGUCCCAAGGAGCCAAAGUGAAAUUUCCAGUUACUAUCAACGGAGACAAAGAAGUCAAUGUUGGCGUUUUCACGACGCGCCCUGACACACUAUAUGGAGUUGAAUAUCUUGCUCUAUCAUUAAACCACCCCAUCGUGUUGGAGGCAGCUGAAAAGGACCCGUCUCUUCGAAAAUUCUUGGAUGAGGCGGCCUUACUUCCACCUGAUUCGAAGGCUGGUUAUGUUCUCAAAAGCGCCGAGGCGUCGCACCCUCUUUUAAAAAUCGACAAAGAAAGCCCUCAUCUGCAGAGGAAGCUGCCGAUUUUCGCAGCACCGUAUGUGCUUAGUGAUUAUGGCGAAGGUGCGGUGAUGGCUGUUCCUGGCCAUGAUGCCAGGGACAUGUCAUUUUUCAAGGAGAACAUGAAUCCUGAGUCGAUUCCCAUUGUCAUCAACUCGGAUCCUCCGAAAUCUCAGGAUGGUGGCUCUAUCGAAUCGGUCAUCCCCGCUCGCGACGCGACUGCUUUUACCCAAGAGGGCUUCCUUUCUUCACUAUGCGGGAAAUAUCAAAGCCUGUCAUCUAAAGAGGCUACAAAGCAGAUUGUUACUGACCUCGAGAAGGUGGGACAAGCCGAGUUCAUGGAGAACUGGCGGCUGCGGGAUUGGUUAAUCAGUCGGCAACGGUACUGGGGUGCCCCCAUUCCAAUCAUUCACUGUGGCGACUGUGGCCCCGUCCCCGUUCCUUUGAAAGACCUGCCUGUUAAAUUGCCCAAGAUCGAAGGUGACUGGCUGAAGGGCAAGAAGGGAAAUCCUUUGGAGUCAUCCGAAGAAUUCCUCCACACCAAUUGUCCCAGCUGCGGAGGGCCAGCGAAGCGUGAUACAGAUACCAUGGAUACCUUUGUAGAUUCAUCGUGGUACUACCUACGCUUUUUGGAUCCCAGAAACAAGGAUGCUCCAUUCUCGCCAUCUGUCGCUCGUCCUGUGGACUUUUAUAUUGGAGGCGUGGAGCACGCCAUUUUGCACCUGCUUUAUGCCCGCUUCAUCUAUAACGCCUGCGGAACCGUUCAAGACUCUUCCUUCCAGGGUAUGGUUCAUGGAAAGACUUUCAUUGAACCAUCAACGGGUCGAUUCUUGCAUCCGUCCGAAGUGGAUAUCUCCGACCCGGAAAAGCCCCUGAUCAAGGGAACCCAAAUUACCCCCAACAUCUCCUUUGAGAAGAUGUCCAAAAGCAAACAUAACGGUGUUGACCCGACUGAUUGCACAACCAAGUAUGGAGCCGACGCUACUCGUGCGCAAAUUUUAUUUGCUGCCCCGGUUAGUGAAGUGCUAGAGUGGGACGAAGCUAAGAUCGUUGGUAUCGAACGCUGGUUCGGUCGUCUGUGGAAACUUGUCAUUGAUGCUCAAGAAACACUGAACAACGCGAGCUUUACGAUUUCCGCCUCUGACCUGGAUGCUUCAAAUAGCCACGCAGCUUCUCUUCCCCCUUCAUUGGAGGCGCUCAGCGAUUCCGAUGCAGAUGCAAUCCUGGCCACUCAUAAGACCAUCACUUCUAUCACAUCAUGCAUCGAGAACAACCCUUAUGGUCUCAACACUGUCGUUUCAGAUCUGACAAAAUUGACCAAUGCUCUCGUCUCGGCUCCUCCAUCCUCGCCUCUUGUCCUCUACCUUUCUAUCUCCUCUCUCCUCCGCCUUCUUUCGCCCAUUGCUCCAGCAUUAACAUCUGAAUCUUGGGAAGUCCUGCACAAGUAUCUAGUCCAAGGGAACAGUCCUACCGCCGUUGUUCCAUCCAUCCAUGCCUCGUCUUGGCCAACCCCUCUCCUAUCUUCUGAUCAGGCCGACGCUCUUUCUGCCCGUGGUGGUCAGACUGUGGCUAUCCAGAUCAAUGGAAAGAUGCGAUGCGCUGUCAAUAUCCCACGGAUGCCGUCCACCGCACCCACCUCCCAGGGAAAUAAAUCCGGACCCACGCCGGAAGAACAGGACUGGAUAAUAAGCCAUGUUCUGGACACCACAGAAGGCAAAUUUUGGCUGAAAGAAAAGAACGACUGGGAGAAGAGACGACGGGUGAUUGUUGUGAAAGGUGGUAAGCUCGUGAACGUUGUAUUCUGA